AUGGUGGCCCCAAGGCGGGAGGAGCUUGACGGGGGCCUCGCGGCGCAGCAGCCCCGACGUGGCUCCAUCUCCCCCGGAAACCCCUGCGGGAGGCGCUGGCGCUGCAGGGCGCUUCCACCCCCGGGGACUUCCUCCAGCAGCUGCCUCUCUCCUCCCCUCGGCGGCGUGACAGCCUCGGCCUGCCGGUCUCCCGGAUGGGCUGGGGGGCGGGCACAGGCACCCCGGCCACUUUGGAGGCUCGGGAAGAGGUUCGUAGAAGAGGCUGAGCGGACGGAGCGGAGGCGGUGCCAGGCGCCAGGCGUCCACCUGCGAGGAAGGCGCAGCGGCCGUGGGAGCCUGGGCGGCGGUGGCGGCAGCAUUGUGCUCCGAGCUGCAGUGAGUGUCCCAGAGACCUGGAUUCAGAAUGCAGGCCAGGGAGGAGAUUCCAGAGUCCGGAUCCAGGUGGAAUGGAGGCCACAUUCACAGAGGGGGGAUGAAGGGGGGCUGCUCUCCUCCCCACCCCACCCCCACGUAGAAGCAAGAAAAGAACGGAAAACUUCCCAGAGGCAUCCAGCAAAGGUGUCAAGGAAACAAGAGAGCAGGUCACAGCCACCAGCUCCCUGGGGACAGGAUUGCCAGCUCCCAGAGGACCUCGUCCUUCAUGGUUGCACUCCCACCCAGCUAGCACCCAGCACCCAGCACCCAGCACUCAGCACCCAGCACUCAGCAUGGUGCAGGGCCUAUGGUCAAUAAACAUGAGUCACUUGGUCGA
Phacochoerus africanus (Common warthog) is the source of this 751-nucleotide messenger RNA. RefSeq lists its product as uncharacterized. The transcript is spliced from 4 exons. The coding region runs from base 1 to 732 and encodes 243 amino acids. Lineage: Eukaryota; Metazoa; Chordata; Mammalia; Artiodactyla; Suidae. The record is from RefSeq and is a predicted model, not a curated record.